UUUUGUAGCGGUACUACGCUCCGUGAUACGAACGUUUGUGAGGGAAUUCGCGUAGGGGAUGAAGUGCAAUUCGAAGUCACGCUUGAGGCAACGCACUGUGUUGACAGAAGAGACUUUGUUCUUCGAAUUGGUCCAUCUGGCUUGGACGAAACACUUAUUGUCAACGUAAAAGUGCUUUGUGAUUGCGAAUGCGAACAGGAGGAUCGAAUUGUCGAGAAUGCCGAAGAAUGUCAUGGUGGCGAUAUGGUAUGCGGUGUUUGCCGUUGUAAGGGCGGAAAUGUCGGACGUUACUGCGAGUGUAAUCGACCAGGGAUGAGCACUGCUGCACUCAAUGAAAAGUGCAAACGAACCAACGAAUCGGCAAUCUGCGAAGGAAGAGGAGUUUGUAACUGUGGUCGUUGUGAAUGUAAUCCACGCCAGAAUCCUGAGGAACAGAUUUCCGGCGAGUUUUGUGAGUGCGAUAACUUCAACUGCCCACGUCACGAUCGCAAAAUCUGUGCCGAGCAUGGAGAAUGUAAUUGUGGACAAUGCAUUUGUGCCCCAGGAUGGACAGUUCGUUAUCGUUUCAUCAAACAAUCUAUAAUUGUUUCAAACGUUCAGGACGAGCAUGUGAGUGCCCAAUUAGCCAAGACUCUUGUAUGUCUGCCAAUGGAAAAAUUUGCAAUGGGAAGGGUGAAUGUAUUUGCGGACGUUGUCGAUGCUUUGAUGGCCCAGAUGGCAACAGAUACUCUGGUGCCAAGUGCGAAAUUUGUCCAGUUAGUGAUAAUCUUG
This is a messenger RNA of Strongylus vulgaris, 771 nucleotides long. The record is from the annotation of a GenBank genome assembly. Lineage: Eukaryota; Metazoa; Nematoda; Chromadorea; Rhabditida; Strongylidae.